GCCAUGUUAUUUCUUGACGUUAAUCAGUCAUAUUAGCUUUAUUUUUUGGUCCAAACAGUCUUAUUAAAUCUAGUGUAUGAGUUUAGUAUUUAUCCGUUAAUCAGUAGUACUUUUCGUAAAAUACAUGAUAAUCGAGUCUCUCUGUAUUUGUUUAUUUAUCACCUUUGGUUUUUAGGAUUUUGGUUCCUGAAAUUUGUUUUGGGUUUCUCGUUUUCUUGUAUAACGUGUCAAGUUUCUAAAAACCCAAGAGUUUUGUGACAAGUUUCUACAAAUCCAACAAUUUUGUUUCCUAAUCCUGUAUAAACACUUUGGGAUUGUGAAAAGGUAAGACUCUGAAGCAAUCUUCUAGACUAUAGUAUUAUACUUUUUAACGCAUUUUAUUAAUGAUAAAUUUAAAUGUUUUUGGGCUUCAUAAAUUAUACCAUCUUUUAGUAAUAGUUUUUUCUACAAGUCUUCUUAAUUACAAUGUAACCAUCAUCCACGCAUUUCAUUACUAAUAAGUAAUAACACAAUACAUAAGAACCAUGAUAAUGAAUCAUAUAAUAGUAUAAUGACGACAAAAAAUAUAAGUAUAUUUUAUUUUUGUAAAAUGUAACAAUAAAUAUCAUAGUACAAGAACCACGUAUGAAUCACUAACACCUUUAAUCGCAAUUUUUUGGUCGGCUAGAAUUUAAAAUGCUAAAAGUCACUUACUUCUAUGUAAAACUAUCUACUGGGAAAAAAACCAUUAUAAACGAAAAAUAAAUAAAAGAAGAGUAAAGCAGAGAGAAUCCCACACUUCGCUUCUUUGUCAAGCAACCCACCAAAACCUCUCAAUUUCAUUCUUCUUCCUUCUCCUCAAGCAAAGUCAUAUCAGCUCACCAACAAUGUCAAAUUCUAUUCACCGGAGAAGAGCUCCUACUCCGGUCGGAAACGGAGGUAGGAGCCUCAGGACAAGACGCACGGCCUCCCGAUGCGUUGAUCGCUCGAAGAAUACUAAUCACGUUUUCGACCGAAGUUUCUCAGAGUCGAAUCUUAAUCGUCGCCGUGAAGAAGACGGUAGCUGCAUGCGGCGACCAUCGCCAGUGAUGAGCGGUUCCCCGACAGAAGAAUCAGUCCCGGUCGUCUACUUGCCUAGGAUUCGCUCUGAGGUUUUCGCUUCUUCUCCGUCCUUGUUAGGUUUCUCUUCACCGUCGUCUCCUUUUCAGACCAAUCAAGAGGUUAAUAAAGGAGAAGCAAGAAAGGUGGUAAUCAACGUAGCGGUAGAAGGAAGUCCUGGACCUAUAAGAACAAUGGUUAAAUUGAGUUGCAACGUCGAAGAAACUAUUAAACUCGUCUUGGUGAAUUAUCGCAAAGAAGGAAGAACACCAAAACUCGAUGAAGGUGCUGUCUUUGAAUUGCAUCAUUCUCAUUUCAGCAUCCAGUGUUUGGAUAAAAGAGAAAUAAUUGGAGAGGUAGGAAGUAGAAGCUUCUACCUUAGAAAGAGAGCUCAUGAAACCGGAGCUUCUUUCCCUGGGAUCUCUCCGGUGAGAACGAGUCUUAUUCCAUCCUCUAACUUGAUUGAAUCGUGCAUAGCUCAGUUUAUUGGGAAAAUCUUGAGGAGAACGAGAAAGUUAUGGAACAUAUUGGUAUGUACGCAGUGAGAUUUAACCCAAUACUACACUUACUUCUGAGCGUGGCACAUAAUAUUUUAGUUUGUGUUGCUCUCUCAAUGAUCUCAUAGAAACAGUUUAUUAUUCAUAGAUCGUUACAUAUGUAUUUGUAAAUAAAUGGUAUUUGAUUUGUAACUCAAACUCUAUACAAUCUAGUGAACAAUAUAAUAACCAGUAUAUUAG
Molecule: messenger RNA, 1814 nt
Organism: Eruca vesicaria subsp. sativa (arugula)
Lineage: Eukaryota; Viridiplantae; Streptophyta; Magnoliopsida; Brassicales; Brassicaceae
Source: the annotation of a GenBank genome assembly